AUGGGAAAACAGCCAGCUGCAAUCCUCGUCGUCCGUCAUGGUGCCCGCCUUGAUCAGGCAGAUAGGAAUUGGGCAGCCACUGCCGAAGCCCCCUAUGACCCUCCUCUGUCCUAUGGCGGUUGGAUUCAAUGCCAGUCUUUGGGCCUGAGGAUCAACAAUGAACUGCACAAUCUCGACAGACAGCCCAAGCCCCAAAGCGAUGGCAAGGAAGAUGGAGUGCGAGAGACCCAGCCUCGCAAGAGGCGGAAGAUCAUUAUCCACAGUUCACCAUACCUGCGAUGCGUCCAGUCUUCCAUUGCCAUUGCCGCUGGCAUGCAACAUCCUCAAAACCACUCCCGACAACGCUUGAGAUCGCGCCAAAUCUCGGCCCGCUCUAAUAUCUCGCCUAUGGAUGAGGCGCAGGGUGCGCCCUUGGACUCGGGUGAUGGUGAUCAAACGCUUCUCCAGCGUGUGCCAAGCAAAGACAAAGAGCACACAAAUCGUCUUGGUUACAAUACCUGCAAGCUGCGCAUUGAUGCAUUUCUUGGGGAGUGGCAAACCUCUAGCUAUUUUGACGAUGGCUCUGCUCCUCCCCCUUCCGCCGUUCUUGUCUCACAAGCCAAAAUGAGCUUGCAGAAGCCACAAGAAGAGAUCAAAGGGGCCGAUCUCUCGGGCUCCCCGGCCUUCAACCUACCACCAAUUGACACGGAAGAGGGAGAAUCCGAAAGCACGUCCAUGCCCGUCCAUGAAAAGACUGGCUUACGGGCCAUGGCAGCCGUUGGUCAUUCUCUCCCGAAGCGACCACGCAAUAUCUCAUUUGGGACCGAGUUGGCAAAUGGUGCUCGAAUACUGAACAGAGCUCUUCAGGGAACUAUGGGCUACAGCCCACCCAUACCGAACUAUGCAAUUGGGUCCUCGGACAAAAUCCCACCGGGGUUUGUGGCCCAUGCGCGAGAUGCAUGUGUCGAGGUUGACCAGCAGUGGGACAGCCAAAAUGAACCACUUGACUGGGGUGAUGGUGGUCCUUUUGACGAGGAUUGGGGCAAAAUGCACCGAAGGUUUCGCAAUGGUCUGCAGAAGAUGAUCGCGUUCUAUGAGAAUCCAGCUGGCGCGGAUACAGAGAAUAGCGACCAGCAGGAUGACGACGAAGAUCUCGUGGUUAUCCUGGUUACCCACCAGGCUGGCUGUAAUGCUCUGAUCAGAUUGCUGACAGCUGCACCAGCCUUGCGUGAUGUGGGCCUGUCUUCCUUGUCUAUGGCUGUGAGGAAGGAGGCACAGCAGGCUCCCCCAGAGCCAUCGUCCCCGACACGCAGAAGAGGAUCUCUGGAUUUGGCAAUAUCGGAGGAUUACGAUAUGAAAAUCAUAGCCUCUACCGAACAUCUCCGUGGCGCGUCCAACCCACUGGGUUUGAACUCGCCUCGACUCGGAAAAUCGCCAGCAUUUGCCAGUCGUCGGGCGGUAGGAGCCGAUUCCCCGGAAGGUUUCAGCCUAGGAGAGUCCAUAGUACCGCGCGGCUCUGCAUCGAUGAUGCCCGGCAGGAGCAUAAGUCAGCGAUCCCAUGCUGCAGACGCGACGGAUUCCUCUGGGCCUCCUACAGGACUCUGGCGGCGAGGAAGUCGGUACUCCCGCGACGAGACGACCGAGUCGUCGAGUGAUGCUUUCGCAACGCCAAGUUCGGUAAGCGUGGGCCGAUCAGAAAGUAUCCAAGAGGAGUUCCCGCUCUGGAGCGGGAGUGGUUCUGGCAGCGGGAGUGGUUCUGGCAGUGGCAGUGGAACGAACGCCCAGGUGAAGAACAGCGACGAGAAAUCAGUCUCGCCCCUUUUGCCUGUUCGUAGUGCGAGUCAAGCAGGGCUUUGGGGUGGCGAGUCUUCGAUCAGAAGGGAGAGGAGUCCCGGGAAAAGACGAUGGACAGCCGUUGAGCGAUCCCCUUGA
Messenger RNA from Fonsecaea multimorphosa CBS 102226, 1911 nucleotides. RefSeq lists its product as uncharacterized. Bases 1 to 1911 code for a protein of 636 amino acids. Lineage: Eukaryota; Fungi; Ascomycota; Eurotiomycetes; Chaetothyriales; Herpotrichiellaceae. The transcript is spliced from 2 exons. The record is from RefSeq and is a predicted model, not a curated record.